AUGGCAGCAGGGCAAAUCAAACUGUCAGAUGACCUACCCAUUCUGCAAAAUACAGUGCUGGGAUGGAUCAUCGCGGGAAAAGUUGGUGGCAACUACAUCUCAAAUGCAAUAUGUGGAAUCUGUACCAACGAUGACAUCAACUUAGAUGCAGCCAUUGCUCGAUUAUGGGAACUUGAGGACGUGGCAACUGUAAGAAAACAACAUUCGGUAGCAGAAAAACAGUGCGAAGCUCAUUUCGCACAACAUACACUCAUCAAUGAAAAUGGGAGAUUCAUGGUAAGGCUACCAUUUCAUGAAAAUCCGGAGGCCUUAGGGGAAUCCUAUGGGAUGGCGUAUAAUCGAUUCCUGGCCUUAGAACGUCGACUGGCAAAAUCGCUCCAGACAAAGAAUCAAUAUGUACAAUUUAUGGAGGAAUAUGAGAACUUGGGGCACAUGACGCAAGUGGAUAUUGAUUCCAUCAGUAAACCUAGGUACUUCAUUCCUCACCAUUGCAUUGUGAGACCCGAAAGCCGCACUACAAAAUUACGUGUGGUGUUCGACGCAUCAGCAAAAUCGUCCACUGGCAUGUUUUUGAACGACCUCAUGUAUACCGGACCCACUGUUCAGAGCGAGCUUUUCACCAUUUUACUUCGCUUCCGUUUGCCCAGGUUCGUCUUCACCACAGAUGUAGAAAAAAUGUAUCGACAGAUGCUCAUUCAACGAACGCAAAUUCCAACUUAUCAUCCAAUAAAGCAUUAUCAGCUAAAUACAAUCACAUAUGGGACAAGAUCUGCUCCAUAUUUAGCCACCAAAUGUUUGCAGAAAAUUGCAAAAGAAAAUGCAUUACAAUAUCCUCUUGGUGCUCAGUUUCUACAGGACAAUUUUUAUGUAGAUGACGGAAUUGGUGUGUCAGACAGCUUAACCACGACGAUGGAAAUCCAACAGGAACUGAUACACAUCUUAAAACAACGUGGUCUUAACCUAAGAAAAUGGUGCGCCAAUCACUCACAAUUACUGCAAAAUGUUAGCAUGGAGGAACAAGCAGUUGACAUAGACUUUGACAAUGACAUCAAUCAAACUAUUAAAACGUUGGGGUUAACAUGGAUGCCUAAGAUGGAUAGAUUCUGUGUAAAGGUAUGCCUAGGAAGCUGCCGUCUUGGAACUAAACGCUCAGGGCCGAUCUUGCAAGGCUCUUCGAUCCGUUGGGGAUACUAG
This is a messenger RNA of Rhagoletis zephyria (snowberry fruit fly), 1194 nucleotides long. RefSeq lists its product as uncharacterized. The record is from RefSeq and is a predicted model, not a curated record. NCBI's taxonomy places the organism in Eukaryota, Metazoa, Arthropoda, Insecta, Diptera, Tephritidae.